AUGGCAGGUUACUUCAACGCUGGCGGGUUGAAAGGCGAGACAAGUCGAAAAAAUCUACUGCUCAUUCUUGCAGCGACAUUGGCAAGCUUCAACUACGGAUAUUCUAACAACGUCAUCGCUGGGUCUUUUGCUCAGGUCACGUUUCUCGCAAAAUUCUUGAGCGGUUCCAAUGCCAGUGCCCUCAUCGACGGCAUUGUAUCUGGGUUCUUUGGCUGUGCUCUCCUCGGUGCAAUCUUGCAAGCUUACAUCUCCAACCGAUGGGGCCGAAAGAGCGCGACAGCCGUGGCUGCGAUGUUGCUCAUGGCGGGAAACGCGCUCCAGGCUGGUGCUGUGCACAUUGCUAUGUUCCUUGUGGGUCGGUACAUAACUGGCUUCGGGGCAGGCAUGGUGAUUAGCAACACACCUGUCUAUCUUAGCGAAAUCUCCCCUGCCCACAGCCGUGGUCUGCUGGUUGGUCUUCAGGGGAACUUUAUCGUGUUGGGCUACAUCCUCUCCUCAUGCGCAGCGCUGGGCUUCCACUUUGUGUCAGAAGACUACCAGUGGCGCCUCAACUUCAUCAUCGCCACCAGUGUCGCUCUUGCCCUGCUUGUGUCCUUGAUCUCGUUGCCCGAGUCUCCGCGUUGGCUCGUCGAGCACGGCCGUUCUGACGAGGCCGGCAGAAUUCUCGUGAGCAUUCACAAGACCGCCGAUGACCCUCAUGGCAGAGUUGCACACGCCGAGUUGCAUCAGAUUAUGGCACAAGUGGAGCUGGAUCGUUCAUUGCCCACCAGUUGGCUGCACAUCCUACGAACCCCGUCCCUGCGAAAGAGACUCAUCUGCACCCUUCUGGUUUGGAGCAUGGCACAGUCUACGGGCAUCACAGUCCUCGCAAACCUGACGCCGAGACUCUUUGGUGCCCUGGGCUACGGAACCGUCUUGCAGCUCGCCCUAAGUCUAGUGUGGACUGUCUGCUUGUUCAUCGGUUGCUUUUUCAACAUCUACCUAAUCGACAGGAUUGGCCGAGUGAAGCUUAUCGUCGCCGGAGGCUGGGGCAUGAUCAUUCUUCUCGCAGUAGAAGCGGCCCUUCAAGCGCACUACCUGGACGGUCACAAUCUUGCCGGCACAGAAGCUGCCGUGGCCAUCUACUUCAUCAUUGCCUGGUGGUUCACCUCGACUUUGGAGUGCACGGGCUAUGUUUACGGCUGCGAGAUUUGGCCAACUCACUUGCGCAGCAAAGGUGCUGCCAUUUCGUACUUUGGAUUUUACGUUUUCUCCAUCUGGUCCACUGCACCAGCUGCUCAAGCAUUUGCGUCAAUCGGCUGGAAAUACUACAUGGUAUUUAUUGCGGUGACCUUUGUUCUUGUCACUCCCUGCAUGUUCUAUCUGCCAGAGACUACAGGAAUUUCUCUUGAAGAAUUGGGGGCCAAGUUCGGAGACGCCGUGGCUUUGGACUUCGAGCAGGCCAUGGACGAAGAAAUGAAGUCCGAAGCUGUCAUGGACGCCGAGUCAAAGAACGCAACAUCUUCCCACGAAGAAAAGCUAUCUUCCCUUGGUUGA
Messenger RNA from Cladophialophora psammophila CBS 110553, 1536 nucleotides. RefSeq lists its product as uncharacterized. The transcript has 5 exons. Gene Ontology annotation, cellular component: membrane. Gene Ontology annotation, biological process: transmembrane transport; carbohydrate transport. NCBI's taxonomy places the organism in Eukaryota, Fungi, Ascomycota, Eurotiomycetes, Chaetothyriales, Herpotrichiellaceae. Bases 1 to 1536 code for a protein of 511 amino acids. Gene Ontology annotation, molecular function: carbohydrate:proton symporter activity. The record is from RefSeq and is a predicted model, not a curated record.